Symbiodinium necroappetens is the source of this 1377-nucleotide messenger RNA. NCBI's taxonomy places the organism in Eukaryota, Dinophyceae, Suessiales, Symbiodiniaceae. The record is from the annotation of a GenBank genome assembly.
AUGGCGGAGUCCACCCACGAUCACCUCUUCAAGCUGCUCAUCAUCGGCGACUCGGGAGUUGGGAAGUCCUCCAUCCUGCUCCGGUUCUGCGACGAUGAGUUCAACGAGAAGCAGGCGUCCACCAUUGGCGUCGAUUUCAAGACCAAGUUCUUACAAGUCAGGGGCAAGAAGCUCAAGCUUGCACUUUGGGACACUGCAGGGCAGGAGCGCUUCCGAACCCUCACUUCCUCGUACUAUCGAGGAGCCCAGGGAAUCAUCCUUUGCUACGACUGCACCCAACGGAGCAGUUUCGAGCACGUGAAGUUCUGGCAGGACGAGGUCAGGAAGUACUCCACCAACCAGGAUGCUAUCUUGAUGCUCGUCUCCAACAAGGUCGACCUGGCUGACCAGCAGGUAACCCGAACUGAGGGCGAGGAGUUCGCAUUUGCCAACUCGAUGAUGUUCAUUGAGACUAGCGCUAAAACCAGACACAAGAAAAACAUUCGUUUCAUGCUGGCUCGACGGACACUGGUGAGUGCAAUGGCCACAGUCCUUGCGUUCUUGACGAAGCCUCCGGCCAUCUGCCCUCGCGUGUUCCCCGCUGUCCGUCGUUUCGGAGGAAAGUCUGCGGAAACGGCCCCUGCAGUCUUCCUGGUACGCCACGGAGAGUCCACCUGGAACCUUGCGGCCAAACGACUGGACCUCUGGACGAUGUUCCGCCAGGUGGACCAUGCCUUGACCACCGAGGGUGUCGAACAGGCAUCCAGGCUGAGGUCCUCAACAUUGACGGCCCGGCGUAAUGGAGACCUCGAUGCAGAGCAGUUUCUGUCCCCGCAAAGCCUGGUCUUUGCGUCGCCACUGUCCCGUGCUGUGGCCACGAGCAUCGUGGCGCUGGGCUUGGAGAGGAAGAUCACUCUUUUGCCGGACGCGAGGGAGCUGGCCUACCCGUGGUGCGGGCCGGAUUCCAUCGGAGCAGCUACUGGAAGCGACAUCGCCGAAAGGGCACUUCAAGAUCUUUCUAAGGUGGAUUCUGCAUAUUGCCAACCACCGAUGGCCGAGGCAGCAGCGAAGAUGAUUGACGCAUCGGCAGCCACCGGCAUUUGGUGGAGCCGCUUCCGGGAGUCCAAGGGCCAGAUGCAGCAGAGGCUUCAAAACUUGUUGAGCAGACUUCGGCCUGCCGACAGUCCUUCACCGGCCAGUGUGUUGGUGUGCCACAGCUUGUUGAUCCAGCGUCUUUUCAAAGACUUUGCAUCACCGCGGAUGGAGGUGGACAUGCCAGAAUUACUCUCCCAGCUGCGGGCAAGGAAACUGCAGAACUGUGGCGUGGUGAAAGUCCUGCUCGACGACAACAGAUUAAUAAGCGGUGCCCAGCUCAUGUUCGGCACCAAGCUCGUGUAG